Corylus avellana is the source of this 1533-nucleotide messenger RNA. NCBI's taxonomy places the organism in Eukaryota, Viridiplantae, Streptophyta, Magnoliopsida, Fagales, Betulaceae. The record is from RefSeq and is a predicted model, not a curated record.
AUGGAGCCAAAGAGGGUUUGGCUUUUGAGUUUUACCCGUUUCGCUUCGUCGGUGAAACGAAGCGCUCUGACGGUGGCAGAGGAAGCGAGAUUCAAAGCAACGUCUCAAACAGUUGGAGUGCGUGCGAUAGAAAGCUUAGAGCAAAGGGCUCCACUUCCCAAGAAGUGGAGGCUGACGUGGUUGCAAGGGUAUAUGGAUGAUGGAGAAGAUUCUCCAAUCUUUGGUAAUAUUGGGUCCUCUGCUAAGGUUCCUUCGCUCUGGGUGAUCCCGAGUGCAAACCGGCGGCAAGGUUUUAGUCCCCUGUCCUUGGAUAUCGACGAUAUGGGCGAUUCUGGACAUGGUGUGUUCACAGAAGAUGCUGUGAGGGGCAAGCACUAUGACCAAUCUUCUCUUACUGAGGGAGAAAGGAUUGGUAUCUCCAUCACAGAAGGAGAGGUGGAUGAAGUUCGCCGGCAGGGAGAGAACUGCUUGAUUGGGCGAUACUGGACUGAACGAAAAUACAACAAGGAGGCGUUUAAAAAUGUCCUAUCCAGGAUCUGGCGUAUGGAGGGACGAGUGACUUUCAGAGAGUUACAGGAUAACCUCUGGAUUAUUGAAUUCGUGGAUGGAGAGGACAAACGCCGAAUUCUAGAAGGGCGCCCUUGGUCGUUUGAUCGGCAGAUUUUUGUGCUUCAAGAGUUUGAAGGAAACACUCCGCCCUCACAAAUGAAUUUUAGUCUCUCACCAUUUUGGAUCCAAAUACAUGAUAUGCCGUUGAUAUGCAUGAACACGGGAGUGGGCAGGAAGAUAGGCAAAUCCAUGGGCCAGGUGGAGGAAGUUGACGUUGCGGAGGGCUGUGCAGGUUGGGGAAGGUACCUAUGUAUUCGGGUCAUCCUUGAUCUUAUGAAACCUCUAGACCGUGGGCGAGCAUUGCAUUUGGGCGACAAAGUGAACUGGGUGGAUUUUCAAUAUGAAAAGCUAGCUCAAUUCUGUUAUCAGUGUGGUUGUAUUCUGCAUGGUUCUCGGGGAUGCUUGGCAAAACGAAGUGGAAGGCAAGCCACUGCAGAGGGUACGAAACGAUGGGGAGCGUGGCUUAAAGCUGAUGACCCGGGCAGAAAAACUGAAAUGGGUCAAAGCUCAAAAGUUCCGGGCGAAUGGUCUUCUCCAGCGAAAGAGGUUUGGGGCUCUGACGGCGAGAGGAGUUCAACGGGGAAGGAAGGCCACGGUAAUUUUGGUAACCCUAGUGAUUCUAGCAAGCCUAUUAAUGGGGUUAGCAGUGAUGAAUCGAGCGGUUACCAUAUGGGGAAUAAUUCUCCGACAGGGGCAAUGAAAGCUGCUUCAAAUUCCAAAUCUAGAGGGGGAGAAGGAAAACGUCAAAAGUUUUCCUUAGCUGAAAGGGAGGCAGUUCAGGGAGCAAAGCCACGUGGAAAAAAGGGUAGGACAACUGGAGGUAACUAUCUUGGUCGUGGGCUGGGCCAAAAUAAUAAGGGGAACACAGUGAAGAAGCAAGAACCCAUGGCAUUAGCUAAAGGGGGCCCAUCUGGGGAGAGAUGA